Messenger RNA from Telopea speciosissima, 1468 nucleotides. RefSeq names its product hydroxycinnamoyltransferase-like. Gene Ontology annotation, molecular function: acyltransferase activity, transferring groups other than amino-acyl groups. The record is from RefSeq and is a predicted model, not a curated record. The coding region runs from base 54 to 1382 and encodes 442 amino acids. The transcript is spliced from 3 exons. Lineage: Eukaryota; Viridiplantae; Streptophyta; Magnoliopsida; Proteales; Proteaceae.
UUUUCUUCUCUUCCUCCAAGGAAUUAUCAGUUUUUUUUUCCGGCGAGAAGAGAAUGUCAGAAACCAAAAGGCUCGUGAACGUUCACUCGGAACUGACGGUAGUGUCGGAUACACCAGUAGAGCGAGGGAAGAGAUACCCCUUGUCCAUAUUGGACCACGCCAUGGGUCUCCACACUCUCCACAUCGUCUUCUACUACAGGUACGAUCGCCCCGAAUCAGACGACCUAGGCCGCCUGAGGGAGUCUUUGUCGCAGCUCCUCACCUUAUACCCACCCGUUACCGGCCGGUUACGGCGGAGAUCGGAGGACGGCAACUGGGAGGUCAGUUGCAACGACGCCGGGGUGAGGGUUUUGGUGUCCAGGGUCCACUCCACCCUCGACGAAUGGCUGACCUCUGCCGAUGGGUCCCAGGAGAGAGAUCUGACGGCCUGGGAGGACUUCCCGGAGGAAGAUACCAGUACCUGGUCUCCUUUCCGCAUUCAGUUGAAUGAUUUCGAAGGUGAAGGUCUGGCCAUUGGGCUAAGUUUUACGCAUCUGUAUGCAGACCCCACCUUCUGCACUACUCUCUUCAAGUCAUGGACCGACGUACACCGGCAUCUCUCCAUUGCAUACCCACCAUUCUUCCAUCCUCCAGCCCUACGCGGCCGAGCUAGUCCCAACACAAACACUAAAUCUGCUGAAUACUAUGCAACCAAGUCGAAGGCUCAACACCCAUAUCCUGUUAAAAUGUCUACUGUGACCUUCCGUUUCUCAGAGACAAUUAUCAAACAGUGCCUCUCAGAGGUCCAAACUGACUGCCCAGAUGCCACCCCUUUCGAUAUUCUUGCCGCACUUUUCUGGUUAAGUGUCAUGCGUGCCAAGAACGAAAAUUGCAAGCUUUCUAUAUGUAUUGACUUCAGGAAACUAAUGCACGCACCACUCCCACAUGGUUAUUUUGGUAAUGCUCUGCAUUUUUCUAUGGUUUCUUCCGAGGAAAACAAGAUGGAUGAAGGUGGAUUAGCUUAUUUAACUGGGCUUGUGCAUCAACAUUUGUCAAGCCUUGAAGAAGAGGAGUUGUGGUCAGCUAUAGAUUGGCUUGAAUCAGAAAGGGAAGAAGGAGGGAAAUAUGCACAACCCUUCAGGAUGUAUGGGCCAGAGCUGACAUGCGCCAACAUGGAGCAUGUGUUUGCAUACGCAGCAAUUUUAGAGGGCAUGAAGCCAUUGCAUGUCUCAUAUCAUGUGGGGAAUGUAGAGGGUGAAGGGCUGAUUUUAGUUCUCCCAUCACCUGAAGAAGGACUAGGACGGACGGUGAUGGUGACCUUACCAGAGGACCAAACCAAUAAGCUAAGAAAGGAUCCAGCUAUCUUGUCCCUGGAGCCUACCAUGCUUGUUAGCGGGAGUUGAUAAUCUGGUUUUUCAAGCAUUCAAUAAGUUGGUGUUUGAUUGCAGCAAUAGUUCGCAGCUGGAAAACCCAUAUUCUCAAUGCUUAU